Messenger RNA from Nomascus leucogenys (northern white-cheeked gibbon), 1393 nucleotides. RefSeq names its product potassium two pore domain channel subfamily K member 16 (gene KCNK16). Gene Ontology annotation, cellular component: membrane. Gene Ontology annotation, biological process: stabilization of membrane potential; potassium ion transmembrane transport. Gene Ontology annotation, molecular function: potassium ion leak channel activity. The record is from RefSeq and is a predicted model, not a curated record. Lineage: Eukaryota; Metazoa; Chordata; Mammalia; Primates; Hylobatidae.
CACUGUUCAAACAGUCUCCCCAGCCUCCAGACACCUGUGCCGAGGAGGAGGGCAGGGCGGGCGGCAGCCUGGGCACAGGCCCCUAGGUGCUUAUUCCUCAUCUGUUUCCCACCUCUCCCCAUAGCCAGCCCCACGACCCUGGCAGGGUCCUGGCCACAGCAUGCCCAGUGCUGGGCUCUGCAGCUGCUGGGGUGGCCGGGUGCUGCCCCUGCUGCUGGCCUAUGUCUGCUACCUGCUGCUCGGUGCCACUAUCUUCCAGCUGCUAGAGAGGCAGGCGGAGGCUCAGUCCAGGGACCAGUUUCAGUUGGAGAAGCUGCGCUUCCUGGAGAACUACACCUGCCUGGACCAGUGGGCCAUGGAGCAGUUUGUGCAGGUCAUCAUGGAAGCCUGGGUGAAAGGUGUGAACCCCAAAGGCAACUCCACCAACCCCAGCAACUGGGACUUUGGCAGCAGUUUCUUCUUUGCAGGCACAGUCAUCACCACCAUAGGAUAUGGGAACCUGGCACCCAGCACAGAGGCAGGUCAGGUCUUCUGUGUCUUCUAUGCCCUGUUGGGCAUCCCGCUUAACGUGAUCUUCCUCAACCACCUGGGCACGGGGCUGCGUGCCCACCUGGCCACCAUUGAGAGAUGGGAGGACCAGCCCAGGCGCUCCCAGGUACUGCAAGUCCUGGGCCUGGCUCUGUUCCUGACCCUGGGGACGCUGGUCAUUCUCAUCUUCCCACCCAUGGUCUUCAGCCAUGUGGAGGGCUGGAGCUUCAGCGAGGGCUUCUACUUUGCUUUCAUCACUCUCAGCACCAUUGGCUUCGGGGACUAUGUUGUUGGCACAGACCCCAGCAAGCAUUAUAUCUCAGUGUACCGGAGCCUGGCAGCCAUCUGGAUCCUCCUGGGCGUGGCGUGGCUGGCGCUGAUCCUCCCACUGGGCCCCCUGCUUCUGCACAGAUGCUGCCAGCUCUGGCUGUUCAGUCUGAGGCAAGGCUGUGGAGCCAAGGAGGCUCCAGGCAGGAGACCCAGGGGAGGCUCUACAGCAGCAAGAGGAGUCCAAGUCACACCCCAGGACUUCCCCAUAUCCAAGAAAGGACUGGGAAGCUGAGGACCCACGGACUCUUCACACAGCCUGGACGCUUCCUCCACUCCAGGUAGAGGGAUUUCGGGGGCCUUCUCAGAAGCAAGGAGUGGACAAGCCUCUUGGUUAAGGCUCCUCUUACCUCCCAAGCUCAUGGACAAGUGGCAAUCAGCUGGGGUCCCUCCUUUGGGGUACAAAGGAAAGGACAGAGGUGUGGGAGACCCAAGGUGGUCUUGAGAUUGACAGACAGCAAGUCCUUGGAGAUAGCCCCCAGUCCAAGAACUUAGGCAGGGGCCCCAAGACAAUAAAGCUGGUCUCUACUAUCUCCUA